CAAGGGUGGUUGAGUGGAGCCUUUACUGUAAGUACUGUACGGUGCUCAUCAAUGGUGCGUGGAUGUCGUUGUGGAAUAUAGAUUUUAUAGCUAGCCAGCAACAUUUUGUAUGAAAUACCUAUAAUAUUAUUUAGGUUAUCUCGUCCUAUGAUUUGUUUGCCGGUAUCACGGGAGACAAAGAAAUAUGUCAAAUGACGCCCGGUGAUGGUGCGUAUCGCUGUCAUUUCCAGUGGAUGUUUUGGUCGAGGGUUUUUAGAGCUAAUUUAACCAUCAUCAUUAUUCUACGACAGCUACAAUAACAGCUUUUCGCUAUGAGGUUGUUCGCGUAUUUAUGGAAAAACACCAAUACGAAGAUCGAAUAUUAUUCUAGAUUUUCACCGUCUCCUCUCUCCAUCAAGCAAUUUUUGGAAUUUGGUCGGGACAAUGCGUGCGAGAAGACGUCCUACAUGUUCCUCAGGAAGGAGCUGCCGGUGAGGCUGGCCAACACCAUGAGGGAGGUCAACCUGCUGCCGGACAACCUGCUGAGUCAGCCCUCGAUCCGAUUGGUGCAGAAAUGGUACAUGCAGAGCUUUGUGGAGCUGUUGGGAUACGAGAACAAAAAACCGGAGGACCCUCAAGCCCUUAAUGAUUUCCUGGAGUUGUUGAUAGAGAUCCGUAAUCGUCAUAACGACGUGGUCCCCACCAUGGCCCAGGGGGUCAUCGAGUACAAGGAGAAGUUCGGCUUCGACCCCUUCAUCAGCAGCAACAUACAGUACUUCCUGGAUCGCUUCUACACCAACCGUAUCUCCUUCCGAAUGCUCAUCAAUCAGCACACUCUCCUGUUCGGCAACGACACCAACCCGGCACACCCCAAACACAUCGGCAGCAUUGACCCCACCUGCAACGUGGCUGAGGUUGUCAAAGAUGCCUAUGAGACGGCCAAGAUGCUGUGUGAACAGUACUACCUGGCGGCCCCUGCACUCGAGAUCCAGGAGUUCAACAUGAAACAAGACAAACACAAGUCAAUACAGGCUGUCUAUGUUCCCUCUCACCUCUUCCACAUGCUGUUUGAACUUUUUAAGAACUCUAUGCGGGCCACAGUGGAGCACCAUGAGAACAGUAAGAUCUUACCACCGGUCAAGGCCAAAGUCACGCUUGGCAAAGAAGACCUGUCCAUCAAGAUAAGUGACAGAGGAGGAGGAGUACCUCUGAGGAAGAUCGACCGGCUUUUUAACUACAUGUACUCCACCGCCCCCACGCCCAGCCUCGAACCCUCCAGCACAGUCCCAUUGGCUGGGUUUGGUUACGGUCUGCCCAUCUCCAGGUUGUAUGCCCGAUAUUUCCAGGGGGACCUGAAGCUCUACUCCAUGGAAGGAGUGGGUACCGAUGCCGUCAUUUAUCUCAAGGCCCUGUCCAGUGAGUCGUUUGAGCGCCUGCCCGUCUUCAAUAAGUCGGCGUGGCGACACUACCAGACCAGCCCCGAGGCGGACGAUUGGAGCAACCCGAGCAAGGAGCCGCGAGACACCAGCAAGUCGUCUUACAAGGCCAAGAGAUAACUCUGCCCAAUCACCCCCCUCCCCCAACCGUAUGCCCAACCCGCUGAACUUUGCCCCUUUAAUGGUCUCCUCUCGCUACUAAAAUCACUGUGGGCAUGACUUCCCUGCCGGGGCGACACAACGCGCUCUACGCAGUCAUUCGUGUUGUUGUCGUGUGGUGGACUUUAGAAACCUGCUUGGGCCUCUGCCUCUGACUCCUCGUGCUGAUUACUCGAGUCAGUUCCUCCUCUGUGGGAUCUUCUCCAACAAAAAUGGCGGAUUAAUGAAGCUAGUUCCCCGUUUCAAAAUAAUUGCCAGUUCUGUUCUUGUUAAGGGGACCGGGCUCUUUCGUAGUUCGCAAUGUAACAGCAACUGGGUCUGGUCUAGUUAAUUGCCAUCCAGUUUAAACAGAGAAAAUGAGGGAGUAUGCUUCUUUGUCUGCCUCUGAUUCUGAGUGGGACUGCUGCUAUCUGAUUAUAAGGUCAGUUUGAGCUGGAUGUGGUCAGCCCCUGUGCGUCUCCCUGUCCGCUACGGUCUAUAUUCUGCUUCACUGACCACAUCAACCUUUCGUGGUUCUUUCCAGGCACUGAAGCUAGAGGUCGAGUCUCUUUGGGCUGCGGUAGAGUUUCUGUCAUGCUUCUUGUGUGUCCGGUCCUUAUUCAGCCACACUCGAUUGGACCUUUGUUUCGCCGUUCACUCCACUGGGAAGCCCGCAGGCGGAGACAGGAUGAGGGAUGUGUUUCAGGCCCAAAAGAGAAAAGGAAUCAUUUAUUUCCGUCCCUUUGGGGACACAGUUUUGCCUGGGCACUGAGUGUAUGAGUUGUUGUUAUAGUUACGAUUGCUACAGUUAUCAUAUCCUGAGUAGCCUGCUGCGACGCCUCGCAGAAGAGAGAGUUACAGUGAAACACCUUUAUUAACAUUGUAAGAAAACUUUUAAGAAACUUUAGGGAUGACAGGAACUUAAAACAAUAUGUGAUACAAGGCUGUUUUGGGUAACACUUUUAUCCAAAGUGUCCCGUCUUUCCGGACAUACAUUUUUACGUGUGGGUGGCCCCAGGAAGAACAAGUGAAACAAACUAAAGAUAAUUAUUAUGCAUUACAUUAUAUUUAAAUUACAGAAAGAAAUCAGGAACGAAAAUGUAUAUAUUUUUUAAUAUUAAUAUACUGUUAUCUCAGAGAUGAUUCCAUGACAAAGGGCCUUGUGGUUCUGAUUUGAUUCCAAGUCCAUUCCAAAAGGGAUAAAGCCAGGAUAGACAAACAGGCAGAACUUAACCAGCAUGCUCUUGAUCCUCUGGGGCGCUUUGAAUGGUUAACUCUGUAAUUACAGAGACAGUGUUUCCCCUACUAUUACGUGACUGGGGCGUGCACCCCACCUAGCUGUCUAACGCCUGUGGUAAAAACACAUCCAGUUGGUUGGGUUUGAUUUUGGUAUCUGUCACUUGACAGUUUUUUGCCCCAUUUGUGGCUCUUUUCCACUGCAUGGUACCGACUCGACUCUACUCGCCUCGAUUCUACUCGCUUCGGGAGUUUUUCCACCACUGUGUACCAGUUCGACUGGGCUCUACUCGCCCCGCCUUUUCUGCUUUUCCAUUGGGCAAAAGUUGGGAUAGUACUUGGUACCAGAUACUUUUUUAGUACCUGCUCCGUCAAGGAUCCAAGCGAGCUGAGGGUCUGUCGGGAGUCCUUGCAUUGAAAUUGGUUAAAUUCAGUGCCAGUUCAUAGGAUCAGACUCAUAAUUUAAGCAAUCGUAUUUUCCCCAAAUUCCUCUCCAUUUGGACCUAUGCACUGGCAUUGAAAUCAACCCGUUAUCACCAUCUCAAACCCAUUAUCACCAUCUCAACCCCUGUGAGAGACCCGCAAAGAUUUGCUGUCUUUGUAGCCUAUUCACUUGGACAAAAGGAUCUUGUCUUUUUCAAAGUAGUAUCCAUUCUCAAAUAUCAACCAUCCACCACAGAACCUUGGGCAUGGUCUUAUUCUAAAGGGGAGACCUAAGAGUGUUCCAUGAUUUCAAUGGUGUGAUUUGGAUGUUCCAACAGAUAGAGAUCUAAAUAUUCAGGGUUUGCCCUAUAGUCAUGCCUUUAGGCACUAGCUGUUAGACACUAGCUCAGCAGCAAGAUUAAAAACAAGUUGCAAUGUAAGACAAGUUGCUGCUCACGUGUGCUCCCUCGCUACACCUGGUGAACACCCCAUAUUGACAUCAGACAGCGGUUUUCCUGGGAUGUCACUAUUGGCUGGUACAGGGUACUAUCUGCAGUGGAAAACUACCUGAGGCGAGGUGUGUAAAGCCGAGUCGAGCCAGUACAUAGCAGUGGAAAGCUCCCCUUGCAAAAUCGAGGCGAGGUGAGGUGAGUAGAUUUGAGCCAGUAUCAUGCAGUGGAAAAGAGCUAUUAGAAGGUGAUCUAUGGGAAACGCUGCUAUGAGCCUGGAAGUGACGGAUGUUUUCAAGAUGCAGAUGUUAAGAUGAAACACCAUGUGAGCCUUAUCCUUCCUGUAGCUUAUUGCUUAUGACCUCAACUGCCUUUACCUCACCUGAUUCAACCAUGCUAACGCUACAUGCUAAUGUAGAUAACCAAUCCCUGAUUAAACCAUGCUAAUGCUACACGCUACUGUAGAUAACCAAUCACUGAUUCAACCAUGCUAAUGCUACACGCAGCUGUAGAUAACCAAUCCCUGAUUCAAUCAUGCUAAUGCUACUGUAAAUAACCAAUCCCUGAAUCAAUCAUGCUAAUGCUAACUGCUACUGUAGAUAAUAUAUCACUGAUUCAACCAUGCUAAUGCUACACGCUACUGUUGAUAACCAAUCCCUGAUUGAACCUUGCAAAUGCUACAUGCUGCUGUGGAUAACCAAUCUCCGAUGAAGUCAUUCCAGAGGGAUUUUUCCUCCGUCUUAUAAAGGUAAUUGGCAAUACAUAGGUCCUACGCUAUGUUGUCUCACAUCAGUGUAUUUCUACUAGGAAUAACUUUAAUUCAGCUUUUCUGGUUAGGAUCAGUAGUAGACUAACACAGAGAUUAAUAAGAUUUGAAAUGUGGACUAGUGAUUGGGGCUCGGAUCAGCCGACAUCAUCCAUUCCCAAUUCUCUGCUGAACCAGAACACACUCAUUCCAGCACCGCCAGUCACGAGCCUGGACCCUUGAACAUGAUCCUUACCUAUUUGUACCUGAAAGGUAUCCGUAGUUUGACAUUGUGUAUCCAGUUCAUAUGGUAUGACAGUGUGUCGUGAUGCCAUGGAGUCAUCUGACAUGUUCCCCUCUGUAUUGCUGAGGUAAAUCGACUUGGCACUUUGAGCUCCUCCAUGUGGAGAACGGGGAUGCUAAGCGUAUGCAGCCCCUCUGUUAUUGCAAAACGAACCGUACCUUUGGUGUAUUCAUGUGGUGAAGUAACGGCUAGCUGGUCAGACGACAUCAAGCCGCCAAAUCCUACUGUCAAUUAUCCAAACCUACAAUAAAAAUAAAAACACUGUGUGUCCUGUG
Molecule: messenger RNA, 4985 nt
Organism: Esox lucius (northern pike)
Lineage: Eukaryota; Metazoa; Chordata; Actinopteri; Esociformes; Esocidae
Product: pyruvate dehydrogenase (acetyl-transferring) kinase isozyme 3, mitochondrial
Exons: 11
Coding region: 312-1535 (407 amino acids)
Biological process (GO): regulation of glucose metabolic process; protein phosphorylation
Cellular component (GO): mitochondrion
Molecular function (GO): pyruvate dehydrogenase (acetyl-transferring) kinase activity
Source: RefSeq, a predicted model, not a curated record